Molecule: messenger RNA, 2359 nt
Organism: Daucus carota subsp. sativus
Lineage: Eukaryota; Viridiplantae; Streptophyta; Magnoliopsida; Apiales; Apiaceae
Product: cation/calcium exchanger 4
Exons: 1
Coding region: 324-2171 (615 amino acids)
Biological process (GO): transmembrane transport; monoatomic cation transport
Cellular component (GO): membrane
Molecular function (GO): monoatomic cation transmembrane transporter activity
Source: RefSeq, a predicted model, not a curated record
AACACUUGCUACGCUACGCGGGACUUUGGAAACUUGGAAUCAUCUCCCCUUUUAUCUCGCUCUCGGCACCACGUUCGGACAAUUCCCAUUCCCACACGAGCGCAGCACAUAUAUACAUUUAACUACAUACAUACACACUCCACCAAGUUUCAUCUACACUCUCUCUCUAUCUAUUUAUCUCCCCGUUUACUUUUUCUUCUUGAUUCUGACGUUCAGGGGUUGCGAUCUUGUUUGUUUUCACCCAAUCCCACGCCCUUAUUUGUGUCAAGACUAGAGAGUCAUCUUGUCCGGUGGAGAAGUCAAUCUUUGUUGGUCAAAGUUUGAUGAGUGUUAAAAAGAUGGGAUUUAUUGAUUUUUUCAAUGGUUUUUAUUACAACAAGCAGAGGAAAUUUCGUGGAGCUUUCAAUGCUGUGUGUGCUUCUGGGCUACUUAUCUUGUUGUUUUAUCAGAAAGGCUUUUCUACUAGUAGAAAUUUGGGUGAUGAUGGAACUGUGAUCCGAAGAAAUUUAAAUCAAGGUGGACUUGACUUGUUUAGUGCUGAAGAGCCUGAUGCUUGUACUGGAUUGUAUCAGCAUACAGGCUACGAAAGCCAGUGUGACUACUUGAAUGCCUUUCCUCUUUGCACCUCAGGGGGGCUUUUCGAUUACAUUAGGUUCUUCUCUUGUGAUUGCCAGGAUGUUCAAAUUUUGGCCUACUUGGUGCUGGGAGUUUGGUUGGUUUCUCUGUUUUAUCUAUUGGGGAACACGGCUUCCGACUAUUUCUGUUGUUCUCUGGAGAAGCUCUCUGAUCUGUGGGACUUAUCGCCCACGGUUGCAGGAGUGACUCUUCUUCCGUUGGGUAAUGGAGCCCCUGAUGUGUUUGCUAGCAUUGCUGCUUUUGUGGGGAGCGAUGACGGAGGCGUUGGGCUUAAUAGCGUGUUGGGUGGUGCUGUGUUUGUCACUUGUGUUGUUGUCGGGACUAUUUCUCUUUUAGUAGCGAAUCAACGUGUUCAGAUUGACAAGGAAUGCUUUUUAAGGGAUGUGGCUUUCUUUCUGUUUGCUCUUCUUACCUUGCUUGUCAUUUUGGUUGUUGGAGAGUUGAGUAUUGUCGGGGCAAUUGCUUUCGUUGCCAUCUAUGUUGUUUAUGCGUUGUCUGUUGUUGCUUAUGAGAUUUGGAGAAGAGAUUCAGGAAGGGGAUCGGUACCUGUUGCAGGAGAUGGAGAUGAGGAAUCUUCUUUAUGCGCCACACUUCUGGACUCUGGAAAUGAGGUGCCACAUCUGGAAACUAAGGUACCUCACUGGAUGUGGAAUUCCAGUGUAGCAAUCUAUUCAAAUGAAUCCAUGGAUUCCAGUUUGCAAGAGACUCCGAAGCAUUUGUGGGGCUGGAACGACCAGGAGGCCGUUGAAAGCUCAUACCUGACCUAUUCUAAAAUAUGCUCGGUUCUGGAAUUACCAUUAACACUUCCCAGACGAUUGACUAUUCCUGUAAUUGAGGAUGAUCGGUGGUCAAAGGGGUAUGCUAUGGCCAGUGCUACACUUGCUCCUGUGCUUCUGGCAUUUCUCUGGAAUACCCAAGACAAUUUGAAGUUUUGGAAUGGUGAGAUAGCAUACGUAAUUGGGACAGUAGCUGGUUGUGUUCUCGGUGUCCUUGCAUUCACAUUCACCACACCAGAUCAGCCGCCUCAUAAAAACCUGUUACCGUGGAUUCUUGGUGGCUUCUUUAUGAGUAUAAUCUGGUUCUACAUUAUUGCAAAUGAACUAGUUGCUCUGCUGGUGUCUUUAGGUGUUAUAUUUGGAGUCAAUCCAUCUCUUCUUGGGCUAACUGUACUGGCAUGGGGCAACUCGAUGGGUGAUUUGAUGUCUAAUGUUGCCCUGGCAUUGAAUGGUGGUGAUGGCGUCCAAAUCGCCAUGUCAGGAUGCUUUGCUGGACCGAUGUUCAACACGCUUGCUGGUCUGGGGAUCUCUAUGCUGCUCGGAGCCUGGUCUGUCAGACCGGAGUCCUAUAUAGUCCCUCGAGACUCCAGCUUGUACUAUACUCUGGGAUUUCUGAUGCUAGGGCUUGUAUGGUCACUUGUUGUGCUACCAAAAAACGACAUGCGCCCUAGCAAGUUGUUAGGCAUCGGCCUUAUGACUAUCUAUGUAAUAUUUCUCUCUGUAAGGAUGACCAUGUCAAUCUGGGAUGGGACCCUGUAGGUUUAGGUUAGCACUAGAUUGGUUAUUGUACAAAAGAGUAGGGCAUGUGCAGAAUGAACAUUUCAUUUUCUUUGUUCUCUUUUUACCUCAGAAGCUUUUUUGUGCCUUCACUUAGGAUGCAUAUGGAUGUCAAAGCUUUAAUGUAUUUACAUUUUGAACAGCAAAAGAACUUUCAUAUUUGAUAUUAA